Molecule: messenger RNA, 4329 nt
Organism: Coffea eugenioides
Lineage: Eukaryota; Viridiplantae; Streptophyta; Magnoliopsida; Gentianales; Rubiaceae
Product: Fanconi anemia group I protein homolog
Exons: 13
Coding region: 1-4302 (1433 amino acids)
Biological process (GO): DNA repair
Molecular function (GO): DNA polymerase binding
Source: RefSeq, a predicted model, not a curated record
AUGGCCACCACCUCAGCCCACCCUCCACCGCCACUAACUGACGCCGACAUCAUUCAAUUGGCCCAAAAACACCCCUACUCCUCCUCCCAAUCCACCACCCCCUUGCCACUUCCCCCAUUCCUCCUCGCAGAAGCCUCCCACCAAACCCUCUUAUCUUACCUCCAAUCUCGAGCCACCGCUUCUCCGAACCCCUCUUCCGCAGUUUCUGAAUACGCCUCCGCCCUCAUUUCUCUUUCCUCUCUCCAUUCCCCCCUUUCCUCGCUUCUAUCUUCCCUUCUCCUCUCUUACGCUUCCCUUUUCACCACCCAUAAAAUCCCACACGACCGCCUCUCCCUGUCCACCAUCCAGCUCUUCUCAACCCACCUCGACGCCGUCCCAGUUUCCAGUUUACCCCCUAUUAUUGAUUUAAUCACCUCUUAUAUUCCCAAAAUAACCGAUUCUGAGGAUACCCAGUUGCUAAUUUUGCUCCCAAAGGGUCUUGAACUGAUUAGAACCUCAAAUGAGUUUGAAAAUGCUUAUGGGUAUGUAAAUUCUGUUGUUGAUAGUUUAAUUAAGUCUGAAUGGAGAAAGGUUUUGUUGGUGAAAAUGGUGGAAAUUAUUAGGGAAUUUUCCUUUAUGCAAAAAGAGAAAAGAAGGGAUUUUCUUGGAAAAGUGUUUAAUGGGAUGAGGGACGUAGAUUUGCAGGACUUGCCUGGGUUGGUUUAUCAGUUAUUGGUGUUGGCUUCAAAAGGGUUUAGUAAGAAGGAGGUGAUUGAGGGGAUUGUCACGUAUUUUGGAGAUAAAGUGCAGGGAAAGAAGGGUAGUUCAAUUGUAAAACAAGUUGAGGGGACGGUAUUACUUCAUGUGAAUUUUGCAGUAAAGCAGGAUCCUUCUUUAGGCCAGGAGGUUCUGGCGCUAGUAAAGGCGGAUUCGCGGGCAUUUAAUCAUUUUACCGUUGCUGUGUUGUUGUCAGUUGCUAGAGUUAAAAGAUUUUGUGAGAGCUCUAUCGGAGUCCUAAAAACAGCAUUGCUUGCUGCAUAUAAAGACUACAAGUUUGCAAAAGAGUGCAAGUGGCUAUCAGAUCAUUUGAAGGAAGCAUAUCUGCAGAUUGCUCAAGUGAUGGAGAGAGCCAUAAUAAGAGCUGUUAAUGAAAGCAAUUCUGGAAGAGAGCAUAUUAUUCCAAGCAUUGUCCAAUUUGGAUUUGGACUGCUUGAAGGAGUAGAAGAGGUUAGCAAAAGAAGACUUGACAAUUCUGAUGAUCUAUUGGGUGUAGAGGAGCUGGGAAGCCAGAUGCUGAAGAGUUCAUUUGAGGUUCAUGACAUGGCAAGAAAGGAGAUAAUUGAACAAUGCAAAUUUCGCAUCCUCUCUUUGAAGCCUGAGCAAGCAUUGCCCAUUACAAGACUACUUGAGCAUCUCGUCAAGAGUUAUCCAUUCCAAAUGUUGGAUCAUGUUGCACACCUGAAGGAAUUGUUGGAUUAUUUCACUUUUACUCAUGCUGAGAUUUCCUCACGCCUAGUGGCUGUUCUAUUGCCUCUUACUAAAUUCAGCCAUGAUCUUCAGGAUUAUACUAUUUUAGUCUUAAGGAAGGCUAUGUUUAGACGGGAAGAUUCAGUUCGUGUUGCUGCAACCAAUUGCAUUAUCAGUCUGAUACUAGCAGAAAAGCAACGCAAAAGAGAUGGGCCACUUUCUUUUCAAGAAUCAAGCAGUCAAGCCAGUUGUAGCCAACAGGCUGAAAUACCCUGUACCACUGGGGCUAGUCUUUUCCAGGAGCUGAGUGGUUUGUUUCAGAGAUGUCUCUACCAGCAGGCAAAAGCAAGAGAGGUGCUGUAUCAUGGACUUGUAAAGGUUGUCUUGGUGGAUCCUUUAGCUGCUGGUUCUGUUUUUGAUUUUCUUUUACCACACUUCUUUCGCUAUUAUAAAGAGGAUGCAGACAUCAAACUGGACAUUACUUCUUGUAUUAAAUCAGACAGUGGAAAAUUUCAUAUUGAAGAGCCAUUGGACUCUCUUCUCUCUUGCAUCUCUUGGAUCCUUCUACUUCAGCCGCAAGAUAAAACUGGCCACCCUCCUGAUUCAUGGGCUAGUUUUGGCUUCUCUCUGACACAGGAGAACGAGGCUGGAAGAAUACUCUCUGGAGAGUCAUUCUCUAAUGCUUUAUCAAAGAUUCGGAAGUUUCUAAGGACUGCAAAUUUGGAAGGUUUACUGGGUAAAACUGAUGAUUCAGACUCUACAAUUGUAGAAGAAGAAAAGAUUAGAUGUUGUGCGUUUGUUUUGUUAGGGAUUUCAGAAGUGGUAUUGAAUGUCAUCAUCAAUGAGUUGGAGAAAGCAACCAAUGUGAAGAAAGUGGAAUUGCAGAAUGAGCUUUUUGAGUUUGUUGCUAUUCAUGAUAUGUUGGAAAAGUUUACGUGUAAUUCCAGGCAGGUAAAUGGAACAAGAAGAGGGACAGUACGCUCUACUGCCAGUGAUCCAGCUGAUAAGCGUAACUCAAGUGGUUCAACAUUGCCACAGGAAAGAGUUCCUCACUUGGCAACUUCAAGCAUCUGUUGGCUAUUAGCAAUGGCUCCUCAACUAUUGCAAUUUGAUAGUUCCACCAGUAGUGCACCUUCUGAGAACCAUAGCCAGGUGUCUUCCUGCAAAGCAUCAGACCAGCAUCCUAAAUUGAUAAACUUUGUGUUGAAUGCUUGCCUGUGCCAAUUAACAUCAUUACCAUUUGUGGGAAGAGAAGAUCCACUGAAGAUGUUGAUCUAUGGUGAAAUUAAGUUGUUGGGACCUCCUUUGGUGAAAUUGAUUCAGUUGCUAACUUCAGUACCACAGUCUCACAAAAAGAAAGAAUCCAGGGGGAGGAAUGUAGAUGAUAGAAAGGAGCAUAUACAUUUAGCUUUGAUAUGCCUGAAGAAAUUGAUAACUGUAAGUUUGUGUAGCUCUGAAAUUGGUGAGCUAAUAGAAGCUUUGGUGUCAGCCUCUGAAGUUGAGCAUGGAGCAAGUGAUAUUCUGCAUUCUGAUCGAGGAAUUGAAUGCGAAUUAGCUGAAGGUGUAGAAAAUCAAGCUACAAGGAGCAAAGAAAUGUUCAUCAAAAACAGCAUGAUGCCAUUGCUCUCCGAGCUUCUAAAAUCUUCUUUCUUCAGUGAAGUUGAGAUUGUCUGUGAUAUAUUGAUGAUCAUUGGCAACCAACUGCCGGCAGAAAGGCGGAAUCUUGUUGGAGCAUGGAUUUUACAUAUUUGCAAAAGCAUUGAUCUACGAAAUCCCAGGCUUGCAAGAAGUUGGGUCUAUCUGGUUGUUUCCUUAAGCUUACCUCCAAAUGACUUGACUGUUUCCCAGGAAAUGGCUUCUGAACUUCUGAAAGUACUCAGGUUAGGGAAAAGUGAUCCAGAUUUGUCUGAAACAUUCCAUGUUAUUAACAAAACAACUUGCGCGGCGAUAGCUUCUUCUAUACUGCAGAUAGUUGAGUCAAACAUUGUUGACAUGGAUUGGAUCAUAACAAAAUUGAAGACGUACUCUACUGCUACUCAGAAAGGCGUAGCUCUUGAACCCGAUAAAAAUCUUGGACCUGGGCUGGUAUUGGAAGAGACUCUUUAUUGCAGAGUGGAAGCUAUUAUAAAGGUCUCGUCUAAUUUUGUAUUGAUGAACCUAAAAGAUCCUCAAGCAGAACAUUUCUUGAGAUUGUCUACGAAACUAUACAGGGAUUUAGCUCGAAUGGCAAAACUCCUUAUAGCCCCUAGAGGUUCCAAGCAAGUUUUGCCAAGCCUCAAGUAUCAGAAGCUGGUAGAAAUUACCUGCAGGCAGCUGACAGCUCCUCUCUACAAGUUUAUGGAACAGCUACAAAAGGAUCAACAAGAGAGCGGGAACAACAAAGCAAUGGCGAGCAAAAUCAAAAGGGAAAACAAAUGCAUCCCAGAGUUGAUUUUCCAGAUAGAGGACUAUGAAAAAUAUCUCAUUCAACUCGGCAAGGCAGCCAAACUGAAUUUAUUGAGGCAGGCCAAGCGGAGUACUUCGAGGGACUUCAAGAUAUUAGACCCCAAAGACUUCGUCAGGGAAGAAGAAGAAGGUGAUCCUACUAAUGAAACAGAAGAGAAUGAGGGCAAUGCUGCAGAGAGUGAAUCAUCUGAGGAAUCCGGUGAUGAAGAAGAAGGAGAAGAGGGGAAUGGUGGAGCAAACAAUAACGAAUUAUCCCUCGAAUAUGAUGUUCCAAAGGCUGCAGCGGAUUCUGGAUCAGAUGGUGAAGAUGAAGCAGGCCUUUCAAAUGGACAAAGAUCGAAGAGGAGAAGGGUGAUGGAGGAAUCAUCCUCAGACGAAGAGAUGGAGACAGGCCAAAGUUUAGCAUUUUAAGAUGGAAAUUGAACAAUGAAGCAAGCG